AUGAGCAAAGACACUCCCCUUGUGUCAUCUCGACGUCUCGCCAAUGCUGAAGGCGAUCCUGUCGCUGUUGUCCGCGUCCGAAAUCUCCAAACGACUAUUCAAGGCCCCAAAGAUGCCUGGGGUCGAGGUUCUAAGCAGCAACCUCUUCUGAUAUCCGCCGAGGUGUCACUGACGCAUGCGUUCCCCUCAUCGUCGUCAGACGACAAGGUUGCUUCCGAUACCGUUCACUAUGGGCUCCUCAGCAAAUCUAUCCUCAGCACGCUGGACAAGUUGCCCAGGUCAGCCCUGUCGUUGAGCGAUGUGCUCAACAGGCUCUGGGUUGACCUUACUGGUUUCCAGUACACUGGCGUGAAGGAGCCUUCUGCCCAAAACACAAAGGCUUUCCUCGACACGAGCCUUAUCCGAAGGCUCUCAGUCUCUCUCGUCCUGCCCAAGGCCUCGUUGAUGGGAACUGCAAUCCGACUCUCGGGGUCGUGUCUCUUCGCCGACUCAGCCAUCACCUCGCGUAGUCUGGAGCUGGGUCUGGAAGGGAUCAGAGUGCCGACACUCAUCGGUGUCAACAGUAAUGAGCGAAACGCUAAGCAAGUCGUCAUCACAAACAUCCGCAUCGACGAAUACCAAACCGCACACGAUGACUAUGCUGUCAUUGAGAGCAUCAUUGUUGAUGCCAUGUCAGAAUCGUCAUUCGAAACUCUCGAGGCUUUGGCGGCAAGUCUGGCUUUCCAUAUUGCCCGGGAACUCAGGACCAAGCGUGACGAUUUCUAUGGACAAAUCAUUCGCAUUGGACUCGAGAAGCCAACAGCAGUGCCUCUGGCCGAGGCUGCCUGUGUAGAGCUCACAGUCAAAACCGAAGAUGUCAAGAUCGAGGUCUCCAAGACGAAAGACGUUAGGUUUGAUGAUACUAGAAACCAGAUUGCGCACUCGAAUGACAGGAAAUCGUAG
This is a messenger RNA of Fusarium proliferatum ET1, 942 nucleotides long. RefSeq lists its product as uncharacterized. Gene Ontology annotation, biological process: folic acid-containing compound metabolic process. The record is from RefSeq and is a predicted model, not a curated record. The transcript has 2 exons. Lineage: Eukaryota; Fungi; Ascomycota; Sordariomycetes; Hypocreales; Nectriaceae. Gene Ontology annotation, molecular function: dihydroneopterin aldolase activity. The coding region runs from base 1 to 942 and encodes 313 amino acids.